This is a messenger RNA of Alternaria triticimaculans, 3975 nucleotides long. RefSeq lists its product as uncharacterized. Gene Ontology annotation, cellular component: cytosol; mitochondrion. Gene Ontology annotation, molecular function: 4 iron, 4 sulfur cluster binding; aconitate hydratase activity; RNA binding. The record is from RefSeq and is a predicted model, not a curated record. Gene Ontology annotation, biological process: tricarboxylic acid cycle. The transcript is spliced from 12 exons. The coding region runs from base 1 to 3975 and encodes 1324 amino acids. NCBI's taxonomy places the organism in Eukaryota, Fungi, Ascomycota, Dothideomycetes, Pleosporales, Pleosporaceae.
AUGUCUGAGGAACGCCGCCCCCGAUCGCGCUUUGACAGCGACGAUGCCGAGCGCCCUGUCCGCUCGCGCUUCGACUCAGAUCGUCGCUCCAGGUCGCCGUCGCGGAGGGAAUCCGAGUCGCAUCGCGCCCGUAGCCCUAUCGCCCGUGAAGGCACAGACAGCCCUGCAUCGUCCAACUUCAAGAACGAGGCGGCAGCAAAGGCGGCGGCGGCGGCUGCGAGGAUCAACGCGCAGAUUCAGGCGAAGAAGGGCAUCCAGCAUGUCGACGUGCCACCGAUUCGCUCUGCCGCUACUCCUCCAGUCGCCAAGUCGCCCGCCUCGAACUCCGCCGCGGCCAUAAACAACGAGACGUACCAGCAGGAUGGUGACUACAUCAAAGACAUUGAGAUCAAUGAUCUCCGUAAUCGCUAUACACUGACUAAAGGAGCUACACAAAAGAGGAUCAAAGACGAGACUGGCGCCGAUGUCACUACUCGCGGAGAAUACUACCCUGACAAGAACAUGGCCACUGCUACUAACCCGCCGCUGUACCUCCGCAUCACUAGCACCUCCAAAGAAGGCCUGGACAAGGCUGUCGAGAUGAUCGAAGAGAUGAUGAAAGAGGACCUUCCUAACCUUGUAGACGAACGUCGUUUCCGCCGUAGAGAGCCGGAGAACUUCGAGCGCGACGAGUUUGGCAGACGCAAGUGGCCCGAAGAGAAGAUUUCCGUAGGUCUCGAGCCUAUCAGCGGCUUUAACUUGCGCGCACAGGUUGUCGGUCGCGGUGGCGACAACGUCAAGUUCAUUCAACAGGAGACAGGCUGCAAAGUCCAGAUCAAAGGUCGCGGUUCCGGCUUCAUGGAGCCGAACAGCGGACAAGAGAGCGACGAGCCCAUGUACCUCCACAUCGCGUUCGUAUACCCCGCCAUUCUUACCCUCCAAUUACUGACAGAUCGUAGUGGACCCCGUCCCGAAGGCGUAGCCCAAGCCAAGCAACUCUGCGACGAGCUCCUCGACAAGGUAAAGUCGGAUUACCACGCUUACAAGGAACGCCCUCCACCGAACCGUUACGGCGACCGAGAUGGCUAUGGCGGUGGACGACCGGGAUACGGCGAUCGUGGCGACCGUGGAGAUCGCGGUGACCGUGAUGGUCGCAGCCAGAGCUACGGAUACGGUGGAGGAAACGGAGGAGGCGGCGGCUACGGUGGCUACGGCGCUCAGGGUCAGAACGGUUACGGCGGCCAGGACACAAUCAUGUCUCCUGCUGCUGCAACGCCGACUGCUGAUGCUAACAACCAAGCCUACGACGCCAAUGCGGCACAAGCAUGGAUUGCCUACUACCAGCAGAACCCAGAAGCUGAUCCUUAUGCCGCCUACGGUGGGUAUGCAGCGUACCUCGCACUUCAGCAACAGCAGUAUGCCGCGUACUAUGCUCAGAACGGUUAUGGCCAGACGCAGUCGCCUGCUCCCGGCGCUGGCGCGGCUGCACCACCACCGCCGCCGCCUUCAGAGCCAUCCGGCUACGCUGCUCCUCCGCCGCCUCCACCAGCGGCAUCGCCUUCCAACUAUGGCGCCGUUCCUCCACCUCCCGGUUUUGGCACAAAAACGCUGACACUCCCUCUACAGCCCCAUCUCUCCUCCCUCCGCCAACCGCUCAGAUGCCUAGCCACAUCGCACUCGCCGCCCUCGGCGCGCAACGUCGACCUCGGCUCGCGCACCCCACCGUACGCCAAACUGCUCUCGCGGCUCGAAGAAGUGCGGCGCGUACUCGGUUCCUCUCGCCAAUUGACUUUGGCAGAGAAGAUUCUGUAUUCGCAUCUUGAGAGCCCCGAGGAGUCGCUGUUGAGCAAUACCAAUGGAGGAAGGGAUAUUCGGGGCCAGGCGAAUCUCAAGUUGAAGCCGGAUCGCGUGGCGAUGCAGGAUGCGAGUGCGCAGAUGGCGCUUUUGCAGUUUAUGAGUUGUGGGUUGCCGAGUACGGCUGUGCCUGCUAGUAUUCACUGCGACCACAUGAUAGUAGGAGAAAAAGGCGCCGACACUGACCUUCCACAAUCGAUAGCGGGCAACAAGGAGGUCUUCGAUUUCCUCGAGUCGGCGGCGAAGAAGUACGGAAUCGAGUUCUGGCCACCCGGCGCUGGCAUCAUCCAUCAGUCUGUCCUGGAAAACUACAGUGCUCCUGGGCUCAUGAUCUUGGGCACGGACAGUCACUCACCGAAUGCUGGAGGUCUGGGAUCGAUUACAAUUGGUGUUGGUGGUGCCGAUGCGGUCGACGCUCUUGUGGACGCGCCAUGGGAGUUGAAGGCACCCAAGAUCUUGGGUGUGAAGCUUACCGGAGAACUCAGCGGAUGGGCCUCGCCAAAGGACGUGAUCCUGAAAUUGGCUGGCGAGCUGACCGUCCGGGGUGGCACUGGCUUCAUCAUUGAGUACUUCGGACCUGGUGUGCAGUCUUUGAGCUGCACAGGUAUGGCAACUAUCUGCAACAUGGGCGCUGAAGUCGGCGCAACUACCUCGCUCUUCCCCUUCUCUCCUGCGCAUAUCCCCUACCUCCAAGCCACACAUCGCGGACCGAUCGCUGAAGCCGCCGCAAAGAUCGCGAAUUCACCAAUGCAGCAGAACCUGCUACGACCUGACCCGGAAGCCGCUUACGACAAAGUUAUUGAGAUCAAUCUUUCGGAACUCGAGCCUCACAUCAACGGACCAUUCACCCCGGACCUAUCAACACCUCUAUCCAAGUUCAAGUCUGUAGUUGAAGAGAAGGGAUGGCCACAAACAUUCGGUGCGGGCCUGAUUGGUAGCUGUACAAACAGCUCGUAUCAAGACAUGACGCGAUCAGAAGAGAUUGUGAAGCAGGCACUGGCAGCGGGUCUCAAGCCCAGGGCAGACUUCUUCAUUACGCCAGGCAGUGAACAGAUCCGAGCUACGUUAGAACGGGAUGAAACCCUUCAAACGUUUACUGCUGCCGGUGGCACUCGCACCGACGAUGUAAAGAAAGGCGAGUCCAACGCUAUCCUCACAUCCUACAACCGCAAUUUCCCCGGCCGCAACGAUGGCAACCGAGCUACCAUGAACUUCCUCGCUUCUCCCGAACUCAUCACCGCCAUGUCAUACUCUGGCUCUACGACCUUCAACCCAAUGACCGACAGCAUCCCGACACCUGACGGCAAGCCUUUCAAGUUCGCGCCGCCAAAGGGCUCUGAUCUCCCCACCGCUGGUUUCGCAGACGGUAACCCAGACUUCAUGCCUACGCCAGGUGUCCCCGACGCCAGCGUGGAUGUCAUUGUCUCGCCUACAUCCACCCGUCUGGCACUCCUUGAUCCUUUCCCAGCAUUCCCUGGCUCGGAGUUUACAGGAUUGCGGGUACUCUACAAGGUGAAGGGACAAUGCACAACGGACACCAUCUCGGCUGCCGGUCCAUGGCUUAAGUACAAGGGCCAUCUCCCCAACAUCUCCGAGAACACACUCAUCGGUGCAGUCAACGCACAGACCGAUGAAGUCAACGUUGCCUACGACUUCGACGGUAAGACGUCCGGUAUCCCAGAACUAGCAAAGAGGUGGCGCGACCAGGGCAUCGAGUGGCUAGUCGUAGCAGAGCACAACUACGGCGAGGGCUCUGCCCGUGAACACGCCGCCCUACAGCCCCGAUACCUCGGUGGCCGCAUCAUCCUAGCCAAGUCAUUCGCCCGUAUCCACGAGACCAACCUCAAGAAGCAAGGUAUUGUCCCACUCACCUUCGCCAACGAAGCCGACUACGACGCUUUCGAAGCAUGCGACCAGGUUGCUACACGAGGACUGUUGGACGUGCUGAAGAGCGGUGGCAAGGGCGAAGUCGAGCUUGUACUCAAGAAGAAGGACGGUAGCGAGAAGGUCGUCAAGACUAAGCACACACUCUCGCACGAUCAGUGUGGAUUUGUGAUGGCUGGCAGUGCGCUCAACCUUCUAGCUGCGAAAGGCAGGGAGAUGAAGGAGGAGGUUACCCGGAGUGCGGAGCUGACUGAUUAA